Messenger RNA from Saccostrea cuccullata (small rock oyster), 1220 nucleotides. Its product is annotated as neuronal acetylcholine receptor subunit alpha-7-like. Gene Ontology annotation, biological process: chemical synaptic transmission; monoatomic ion transmembrane transport; nervous system process. The transcript has a single exon. Gene Ontology annotation, molecular function: transmitter-gated monoatomic ion channel activity involved in regulation of postsynaptic membrane potential; excitatory extracellular ligand-gated monoatomic ion channel activity; transmembrane signaling receptor activity. Bases 1 to 1182 code for a protein of 393 amino acids. NCBI's taxonomy places the organism in Eukaryota, Metazoa, Mollusca, Bivalvia, Ostreida, Ostreidae. Gene Ontology annotation, cellular component: plasma membrane; synapse; neuron projection. The record is from RefSeq and is a predicted model, not a curated record.
AUGCUGUACCGAGGAAAUCUAUUUCUUUUGAUAUUUUUAACGUCCUUGGUACAAGCAUGUUGGGGAAGGGAUGACGUGACAGCGGAAAAUAUGACAUCAUUGAGGAAGUAUUUACUGCGGGACUACGACCCUUAUUUACGACCCCGAAAAAUCCAAGCUGAUCCAUUGAUCAUUAACGCUUCGUUUUUCGUCCAUCGCUUUAAUGAUAUCAAUGAAAAGGAAGAAAGUAUUUCUUUGCUCGGAUACCUCAGGAUUUCUUGGAAUGAUGAAUUCCUGGUCUGGAACAAACAAGAACAUUCCAAUAUAAGUACCAUAGAGUUUAAAACAAACGAUAUUUGGUGGCCCACGAUUGCUUUAGGGAAUCCUGUCGGAGAGUUUGAGACUUUUCAGAAUCCUUUCAAGAUUUUUCGCGUCUCAUCUUCUGGUGAUAUUGAGUGGUAUCCUGCCGGGUUAUAUUCAGUUACGUGUGAGCUGAAUCUUAAAAAGUACCCUUUUGAUGAACAAACAUGUGAUUUCAUGUUCGUGGCAAUUGGAUACUCUCCCGAUGCCGUAAUAAUCAAUGCAGAACUUAGCAAUCUUCAGAAUCGUGAAACAACCGAGUGGAAAGUUGAGGCCGGCAGAGUUUCCAGUAUGCCUUACGGAAAGACCGGUCUGACUGCUAGCUUCACAUUACAAAGAAAACCGUAUUUUGUGGUAUUGACGGUCUUGUUGCCACUCUCUUUGCUGUCUGUGAUGAAUUUGUUUGUCAUUCUAAUUCCUGUGGAGUCUGGCGAGAAAAUAUCUUUCGCAAUCACCACAUUUCUGGCCUACUCGAUUUAUCUCUCGGCCAUUGGAUCCUCUCUCCCUGCCAAAGACAAUGUAUACAUGGUGGUAUACAUAGAAAUACUGAUGGUUCUUAGUGUUAUUAUGAUGGUAUCGGUCAUUGUUCAAACCAGACUCUUCUUUUAUUAUGGUGAACAUCAUCUGCCUUGUUUUAUUGGAAACACAAUUUCAGAGAAAAUCUUGAUAACAAAUAAAGGUGACGUUAAAAACAUGCUCUCUAUGGAAACUUCAAAACCAUUGAAAAGAAGAACAUGGGCAAACAGUGUGAUGAUUAUUGAUAAGGUUCUUUUCAUCUCUUUUUCCUGUGUUUUAGGGUCAGUCAGUAUCUAUUAUUUUGAUUUGAUGAUGGCCAAAUCGUAAAAAUAAAUAAAAUCAUGCGGGAGGACUUUUUGUCCUUU